UAUCGGCGACAUUUUAUAAAGCUUUUAAUUUCAUCGCUUCUCUGACGUCGGCAUCCAGGCUCUCACCCAUGUUGCAUUCCCCUCCUCAGUGACACAGUGCAGACUUUUGUCCUGCAGUCUGCAGCUCCCUGCGUGUGAAUGAAUUUCCGAAAUCUCCGAUGAAGACCCCCUCCUGGCGUCGUAUGAGCUCCAGACGUCUACAAUGAGUAAACUAGAUCUCUCCUCUGUGGAUCCACUGGAUCUCCCACUCUCUAUACUGGAAGUUGGCAUUGCUGGGAGAUUGGAGCUGAUCUCUGACGCCCCCGACCCUAAAGGCUCCACCGUUCCUUUAUCCACGGUCCCUCAUGGUUUACCCCCAUAUGAGGUGGAUCUGUCUUUCGAAGUCGUUGAGAACUAUCUGGUUGACCCACAAUGGCUUUCUAUCCAUGACUUUGACAGAAGCCAGAGGUCUUUUCCUCGAAGUAAGGAUGUCGGAUCCCUUUAUCAUAUGGAUAUCAGUGCCCCGCAGACGGAGCUCAGCAUGGAACGAAAUGCAGCGACUGGAGAACUGCGGGGGAUCAGUGAGGUCACCAUUGGGCACAGCGGCCUCUCUGCUCAGAACUCGCUGUCCCUCCGCCGACCCCCGGGGCCUCCGUCACAGUCCGUCAAGGGCAGCACCUCCAACUUCCCCUUCUGGCCCGGGGGGAUGGAUGAACCCACGCUGGAACAGAUGAAGGCGGCCGGGGAUGAGGAAGAAGCGCUGGACUUCGAGAAAGAUCUGCUGACUGCUCCCCCCUGGUGGAAACAGGGAAUGGACUUCAAGCAGCCGGACGGAUCGCAGCCUCCAGGGAUCCUCUCCUUUGCCAGCCUGCUGGGAUCUCAGGAAGAUUUCGCAUUGGGAGACUCGAGUGAGGAUGAAGAAGAUGUGAAAGCCAAAGAGAAGGAGAAGGGAGCAAAGACUGAAAGUCUCCCAAGGAGCAACAGCCUGGAGGACCUGGGAGUGGAGAUUGUCUCUAACAUGGCGUCCCCUCCACCGACCUUACCCCCAGCGAAUGCGCCCCAGGAGCAGUGGGCCGUCCCUCUGGACAGCCACUCUCCAGUGGAUGAUUUCUAUAAGCGCAUCCCGGAUCUCGCUUUCAAGCAUCCGUUUGAGCUGGACACCUUUCAGAAGAAGGCCGUGCAGUGCCUGGAGGCCGGUUCCUCGGUCUUCAUCGCCGCUCACACGUCUGCAGGGAAGACGGUGGUGGCCGAGUACGCUAUAGCCUUAUCUCUCAAGCACAUGACCAGAUCUAUAUACACCUCUCCCAUCAAGGCUCUGUCCAAUCAGAAAUUCCGAGAUUUCAAGAUCACCUUUGGAGAUGUCGGUCUGAUCACUGGCGACGUCCAGCUGUAUACCAGUGCAUCAUGUCUUAUCAUGACCACAGAGAUCUUAAGGUCAAUGCUGUACAAUGGCUCUGACGUGAUCCGGGACUUAGAAUGGGUCAUCUUUGAUGAGGUUCAUUAUAUUAAUGACGCUGAGCGCGGCGUUGUAUGGGAAGAGGUCCUUAUAAUGCUGCCGGAGCAUGUGAAUAUCAUUCUGCUGAGCGCCACCGUCCCCAACACCGUGGAGUUUGCAGAUUGGAUCGGGAGAAUUAAGAAGAAGAAGCUUUACGUCAUCAGUACGACGAAGAGGCCGGUGCCGUUAGAGCAUUUCCUGUACACGGGAAACAGUCAGAAAACGCUGAAUCAGUUCUUCCUUCUACUGGACGCUACUGGAACCUUCCAGACCAAGGGAUACUAUGCCGCAGUUGAAGCAAAGAAGGAGCGAUCCUCAAAGUACUCACAGACAUUUGGGGCCAGACACCCACAUGGAGGUGGAGCUGGACACGAUAAGGGCACCUGGCUGUCUCUCAUCCAGUCUCUUCGGCAGAAGGACGGUCUCCCUGUUGUGGUGUUCACUUUCUCCCGGACUCGCUGUGAGCAGAAUGCAGGAGCUCUGACCACCGUGGACUUGUGUACAGCGUCCGAAAAGAGCGAAAUCCAGACCUACUACAGCAAAUGCCUGAGCCGCCUGCGUGGGGGUGAUCGGCAGCUUCCCCAGGUUUUACAUAUGCUGGACCUCUUGAAGAGAGGGAUCGGGAUCCAUCACAGUGGGAUCCUGCCCAUCCUGAAGGAAGUGGUGGAGAUGUUGUUCAGCCGUGGACUUGUCAAGAUCCUGUUUGCCACAGAGACAUUUGCUAUGGGGGUCAACAUGCCGGCUCGUACCGUGGUGUUUGAUUCAAUCAGAAAACACGAUGGUACCAACUUCAGAGACCUGACCCCAGGGGAAUACAUUCAGAUGGCUGGACGUGCCGGACGACGGGGGCUGGAUAACACCGGAACGGUGAUCAUACUGUGUAAAUCCGACGUGCCCGAAAUGAGCGAUCUGCACAAGAUGAUGAUGGGGAAGCCCACGCAGCUGCAGUCCCAGUUCCGUCUCACGUACUCCAUGAUCCUGAACCUCCUCCGCGUUGAGGCUUUGAGAGUAGAGGAUAUGAUGAAGAGGAGUUUUGCCGAAGCUCGAACCCAAAAAGAUAGCAAGGCCCAUGAAGAGCGAAUAAAAGUUCUCACCAAGACUUUGGGCGACAUGGGGGAAAUUGAAUGCAUCGGGGACCUUGCAGACCUUUAUGACUAUUUUGUGACAGUGCAAGAACUCAUCUGCACCAGGGAGAUGCUGCAGAAAAAGGUGGUCGAAUCCAUGAAUGGCAUGAAGUGUCUAAGUGUGGGACGGAUCAUCAUAAUCAGUACCGAGUAUCACCCUUGGGUGCCUGGAGUGAUCCUGCAGGUGUCUUCAGAUGCCACCAAUAGGGCCUACACCACACUGGUGCUGUGUGAGAAGAAGCAAGGUGAUAAAAUGGCCUCUACCGAACGAGGGGAGAAGGAGAGCAAGACGGUUCCAUGUCCAGAUGAUCUUUUAAUGGGCAAAGUCUUCCGACCUGAGGGACCAUGUGACUGCAAGCUUCUGAAACUCCGCCCCUCAGAAAUUCUCACGAUAACUAUUAAGACUUUAAGGGUUCAAGCCGACAAAGUUUUGGCUGAUGUCACCAGGAGCCAAACCCCUCGCUUCAGAAAUGACCCUCCGGGCCCUGCAGUGUCGGGUGUGACGCAGGAGCUGUCUCGACUGGCGGACCUGCCCCCUGGAGCACUAACGCCACUGUGUCCUGUAAAUGAUCUGCAGUUAAAGGAGCUGGAGGUGGUGGAGGCCGUCACCAGAAUUAAGAGACUGGAAGGAGCCUUGAGAGAAUUCAGCUGCCCCAACAGCCCUCGUUUUACGUCCCAGUAUCUCCGUCUGGAGCAGCGAUCACAGGUUAUGGAUGAGCUAGAUCGUCUCCGCUUUCUGACUUCUGACCAAUCAUUGAGCCUCUUGCCCGAGUACCAGCAAAGAAUCAAUGUCUUGCGCACCUUACAUUACAUAGAUGAUGGCGGAGCGGUGCAGCUGAAGGGACGCGUGGCUUGUGAGGUUAGCAGUCAUGAACUGUUGGUUACUGAACUGGUACUGGAUGGGGCACUGUCAUCACUCAACCCUGAGGAGAUUGCUGCUCUGCUCUCCUGCCUUGUCUUCCAGCAUAAAACACAGUGUGAACCGCGACUGACAGACACACUUAAAGAGGGUGUCAAGAAGGUGCAGGAGUUGGCGGAGCGUUUGGCGCUGACUCAGCGGGAAUGCGGCCUGAAGGAGUCGGUAGAAGAUUAUGUUGCACAGUACAAGUUUGGCCUGACGGAGGUGGUGUACGAAUGGGCUCGCGGCAUGCCCUUCUCUGAGAUCAUGACGCUGACUGACAUCCAGGAAGGCCUCAUUGUGCGCUGCGUCCAGCGGCUGGAUGAAGCUUGCCGGGACGUGCGCUCUGCCGCUCGACUGGUCGGAGACGCCACACUCUGCGCCAAGAUGGAUGCCGCCUCACAGCUCAUCAAGAGGGAUAUAAUCUUUGCUGCCAGCCUGUACACACAAUGAUCUGUUAUCACGAGGUUAAUACUCAACAUUUUAUUUGGGGGAUCCCUUAAAGGUGUUGUCUGAGUUAUGAAGAAAAAAUAUGUAGCACUGUAAAUCUGAUGGACAGCAAUAUAUAACUAAGCUAAGAAAGUUUUAGGUAAAAAAAAAAGGGAGUGAAUACAAGUGCUUCCCUAAGUGACAUGUCUGACUGCUGGGUUACUCAUCAGCAUGUUGUACGUGUAGGACUACAAGUCCCAGCUGUACAAUGACACUGCUGAUACACACAGGAUCUUCCCCCUACCUGUUAUUGUUCAAUGCUCUGCAGAACUCCUCUAGUCUGUCAGCUCUGUGUCUUCAGGAUGAGGAGCGCAGAUCCUGUGUCUCUUCACUGCCUGCAGCUUCUCACCAAAGCCGCUGAAGGGGUAAUCUUUCCUGAAGUAUCCAGUGGGAGGGAGACACAGGACAGAGAGCAGCAGCUCAGCCAGUGCAGGGGGGCAUGGCCAGCACAGUGACGUCUCGUGUACAGACACUUAUCUGCUCUCUCAGGCUUGUGCACGAAACAUCAUCAGAGCAGGGAGAGAGGCUGACAUCACAGGUCAUGUGACCCUCAGUGAAAUCUGAGAACGCAGCAACUGUAGAUGCAGUAAGUGCAUGGUAAAGCCUUUACAUUUGAUUAGUUAGAAACAUACAAAGAACAAAAUAAUAACUCAGACAACCCCUUUAAUGCUCUCAUCUAUACAAUGUGUGUCCUUAAAGGCCAUGUACACCUUCGGAUGCAAUUUUUUUUUUUUUUAGGAUUGCAUUUUACUAAAAAAAAAAAAAUAUUAAAUUGGCCUUUAUUAAAAAAUAUUGAGCUGUUCUGUCACCAAAGGUUAACGGUUUUUCUAGCUGUGUGAUUGGUACUUUCACUUUUGGUUAUCUAAUAAACCUCAUCUCAAAACUACGGAGAUAAACACUUAUUUAAGCAGCUCCUGGUCUGAUGGAAAAGACUGAAAAUCCAAAGGGUGCUACUAGAGCAUAUAAGC
Molecule: messenger RNA, 4953 nt
Organism: Bufo bufo (common toad)
Lineage: Eukaryota; Metazoa; Chordata; Amphibia; Anura; Bufonidae
Gene: SKIC2
Product: Ski2 like RNA helicase
Exons: 30
Coding region: 203-3949 (1248 amino acids)
Biological process (GO): nuclear-transcribed mRNA catabolic process, 3'-5' exonucleolytic nonsense-mediated decay
Cellular component (GO): Ski complex
Molecular function (GO): ATP binding; RNA binding; RNA helicase activity
Source: RefSeq, a predicted model, not a curated record